This is a messenger RNA of Fusarium keratoplasticum, 1785 nucleotides long. Its product is annotated as Pyruvate decarboxylase. Bases 1 to 1785 code for a protein of 594 amino acids. The transcript has 5 exons. The record is from RefSeq and is a predicted model, not a curated record. Gene Ontology annotation, cellular component: acetolactate synthase complex; mitochondrion. Gene Ontology annotation, biological process: L-valine biosynthetic process. Lineage: Eukaryota; Fungi; Ascomycota; Sordariomycetes; Hypocreales; Nectriaceae. Gene Ontology annotation, molecular function: acetolactate synthase activity; magnesium ion binding; flavin adenine dinucleotide binding.
AUGCACAACCUUGAGAAAUAUUCGGCCUCAUUCGCCUUCUUCGAGGGUCUUUGGGAGGCUGGUGUUACCCAUGUCUUUGUCAACUUGGGUUCGGACCAUCCGGCCAUCAUGGAGGCUCUCGCACACGGAGCCCAUUUGAAGGGUGUCAAUUUCCCCAAGGUCAUCACUUGCCCCCAUGAGAUGGUCGCAAUGUCCAUGGCUGACGGAUUUGCCCGUGUGACGGGCAAACCUCAGUGUGUCCUGGUCCAUGUCGAUGUGGGAACACAGAUGCUCGGCUGCGCUAUGCACAAUGCAUCCGUUGCAAGAUGCCCGGUCCUGGUGUUUGCAGGUCUGUCUCCAUUCACCCUCGAAGGUGAAAUGAGAGGUUCCCGUACCGAGUAUAUCCAUUGGCUUCAAGACGCUCCUGAUCAGAAACAGAUUGUUUCUCAGUUCUGUCGCUUCUCAGGCGAGUUCAAGUCCGGCAAAAACAUCAAGCAGGUGCUCAACCGAGCAUUGCAGUUUGCUACAAGCGAUCCCAAAGGCCCUGCAUAUCUCGUUGGUGCUCGAGAAGUGAUGGAGGAGGAUAUCACGCCAUACCAUCUGGACCAGGAUGUGUGGAACGCCGUGGCCCCAGUUGGUCUUCCCCCUGACGCCCCGGAGCUCAUUGUCUCUCUCCUGGCUGAAGCGGAGAGCCCGCUUGUCAUUGUCGGCUAUACUGGCCGUAACCCGACGACUGUGCCCGCGCUGGUCAAGCUGGUUGAGUCAAUUCCUGGUGUUCAGGUCCUGGAUGGCCUUGGAAGUGACGUCUGCUUCCCAUGGAGUCAUCGCGCCUUUUUGGGAGUUGGAAUUGGACGUCACGAGUCCAUCAGGACUGCGGAUGUCAUCGUCGUGAUUGACUGCGACGUUCCAUGGAUUCCAACCCAGUGCAAGCCUCGUGCCGAUGCAAAGAUCAUUCACCUCGAUGUCGACCCCCUCAAGCAAAACAUGCCUCUGCAUUACAUACCUGCAUUCCGCAGAUAUCGUGUCGACUCAGAAACAGCUAUCAAGCAACUAAACAACUACAUUUCGAUGCACCCUCGCUUCUCCAAACUGACCGAGCUCGAGCCAUACAGAAAGCGUUGGGAUCUGCUGGCUGAGGCCCAUCGGCAACGCAUGGACAAGAUUGCAAAGCUUGCGGAAGCACCUUCAGACGGAUCCUCGCCACCAAGUACCUCUUACUUGUGCGCUCAACUACGCAGAACAUGCCCCAAGGAUACAAUCUGGUGCGUCGAGGCAGUCACAAACGCUCCUUUUAUAUAUGAGCAGCUGCAGGUUGACGACCCAGGCCAUCUCUUCAAUGGCGGCGGAGGCGGGCUCGGGUGGUCCGGGGGAGCGGCACUGGGCGUUAAGCUCGCCUCAGACUGGGUUUCUGGCGGCACGGGCAAAGGCAAGUUCGUAACACUCAUUGUGGGCGACGGCACGUACAUGUUUGGAGUGCCAGGUACUGUAUACUGGAUCGCCAGAAGAUACGAGCUACCUACUCUCACAAUUGUGCUUAGCAACAAAGGUUGGAAUGCUCCGCGUCACUCAAUGUCCCUGGUGCAUCCUGACGGAUACGGGUCCAAGAUCUCGAACGAAGACCUCAACAUUUCCUUCUCCCCAACUCCCGAUUAUUCAGGUAUAGGAAAGGCAGCUUCUGGGGGCAAUGCCUGGGCUGGAGUCGCGUCCUCCAUCGAAGACUUGGGUCGUCUACUGCCGGAGGCUGUGGAAAGAGUCCAGAAUGGUGUUUCAGCACUCCUUGAGGUUAGGCUGAAGGGGUCCUGGUGA